Messenger RNA from Thamnophis elegans (Western terrestrial garter snake), 1067 nucleotides. RefSeq names its product F-box protein 2 (gene FBXO2). The transcript is spliced from 6 exons. Lineage: Eukaryota; Metazoa; Chordata; Lepidosauria; Squamata; Natricidae. The record is from RefSeq and is a predicted model, not a curated record. Gene Ontology annotation, cellular component: SCF ubiquitin ligase complex; cytoplasm. Gene Ontology annotation, biological process: glycoprotein catabolic process; SCF-dependent proteasomal ubiquitin-dependent protein catabolic process. Bases 149 to 895 code for a protein of 248 amino acids. Gene Ontology annotation, molecular function: protein binding; ubiquitin protein ligase activity.
GUUACUUGCCUGCGACAAGCAGCCCAGCCCAGCCCCAGAAGGGAGGCGGAGUCUUUCGCCCGGCUCCCCCCAGAAACUGCCGGGCUGCUGUCUCACUCGCCACCCUCACCCGCCUGCCCGUUUGCAGCUCCUGGCAUCGCCCUCCCCAAUGGAUGCCCUUCCAGAGCCCCUCCUGGUGCGGAUCCUGGCCGGCCUGCCCGCCCUCGACCUCGUGCUGGUGUGCCGCCUGGUUUGUUCCCAGUGGAAGGCGCUGGUGGAUGGAGGGGCUCUCUGGCUGCUGAAAUGCCAGGCGGAGGGCUUUGCGGGGAAGGAGGCGGGCGUGGAUGCCACAGAGAGCUGGCAAACUUUCUACUUUCUCCAUAAGAAGAAGAGGAAUUUGGUCAAGAACCCCAAUGGGGAAGAGGGUCUCCAGCAUUGGGAGGACGUACAAAACGGCGGCGACGGCUGGAAAGUGGAAGAGCUGCCGGGCGAUUUUGGAAAAGAUUUCCCCAAGGAGGAAGUCCGCACCUAUUUCGUGUCCUCUUUUGACUGGUGCAGCAAAUCCCAAAUCAUCGACCUGCAAGCUGAAGGCUACUGGGAGGAGUUGAUGGACACCACCCAGCCCAAAAUCGUAGUGAAGGAUUGGUAUGCCGCUCGGUGCGACGCCGGCUGCCUCUACCACCUGAAGGUGAAGCUGCUGUCCGCUAACGAAGACGCGGUGGCUGAAUUUGAGAGCGAAACCAUCGCGGUACCCCAGGACAACGAGGGCGAGUGGGCUGAGAUCACUCACACCUUCGCCGAUUACGGUCCCGGCGUGCGCUUCGUCCGUUUUGAACACGGCGGUCAGGAUACGGUGUUCUGGAAGGGCUGGUACGGCGCCCGCGUGACAUCCAGCACGGUGGUGGUGGAACCUUAGGCCACCAUGCAGCAGCCUGGCCCCUCUGCAGGAAACCCUCGCUACAAAAAUGAUGCUUAGGAAUGGGCAAAUCUCACAUGGAAAGCAAAGCAAAGCAAAGGAAGUCCCAUCCAUUUAUCCAGCAAAGAAAGACUCCUUGGCCAUUGUUUAACCGUCCCUGCAUAUCCAUUUG